Kwoniella shivajii is the source of this 1038-nucleotide messenger RNA. Its product is annotated as DNA repair protein RAD51. NCBI's taxonomy places the organism in Eukaryota, Fungi, Basidiomycota, Tremellomycetes, Tremellales, Cryptococcaceae. Gene Ontology annotation, cellular component: condensed nuclear chromosome. Gene Ontology annotation, biological process: chromosome organization involved in meiotic cell cycle; mitotic recombination-dependent replication fork processing; DNA strand invasion. Bases 1 to 1038 code for a protein of 345 amino acids. Gene Ontology annotation, molecular function: double-stranded DNA binding; ATP binding; ATP hydrolysis activity. The transcript has 10 exons. The record is from RefSeq and is a predicted model, not a curated record.
AUGGCUUCACAAGAACAAGAUCCUUUCGCCGGCGGCCAAGGUGAAGAAGGUGAUGAUUUCGAAUUGAUGGCUCCAUUACUGGUGGCAAAAUUACAAGAAGCCGGUAUAUCAGCCCAAGAUACGAAGAAACUUGCAGAUGCAGGAUUUCAUACUGUUGAAGCUGUAGCUUUCACACCGAAGAAAACGUUAUGUACUAUCAAAGGGAUCAGUGAACAGAAAGCCGAUAAGAUACUCACUGAAGCUUGUAAGAUGGUGCCGAUGGGUUUCACGACUGCAACUGAAAUCCAUUCAAGGCGAUCAGAGUUGGUACAUAUCACCACGGGAUCAACAGGCUUAGACACCAUUUUAGGAGGUGGUAUCGAGACUGGAGCGAUUACAGAACUUUAUGGCGAAUUUAGAACUGGAAAAUCCCAAAUAUGUCACACUCUCGCCGUGACAUGUCAAUUACCUGUAUCAAUGGGCGGCGGUGAGGGCAAAUGCUUGUACAUUGAUACAGAAGGAACUUUCCGUCCUGUUAGGAUGUUGGCUGUAGCGGAACGAUUUGGAUUGAACGGAGAAGAAGUACUGGAUAACAUCGCCUAUGCAAGAGCAUAUAACGCUGAUCAUCAACUGCAACUAUUGGUCCAAGCUAGUGCUAUGAUGGCCGAAUCGAGAUUCUCUCUACUCAUCGUCGAUUCAUGUACAUCACUGUAUCGAACGGAUUUCUCAGGUAGAGGAGAAUUAUCAGCGAGACAAAUGCAUCUGGCUAAAUUCUUGAGGACGCUCAUGCGAUUGGCGGAUGAGUUCGGUGUCGCUGUAGUCGUCACCAAUCAAGUGGUAGCUCAAGUUGACGGAGGUCAAUUUGCUGUAGCGGACGCUAAGAAACCUAUUGGAGGUAACAUCAUGGCUCACGCGUCCACUACCCGGCUCAAUCUUCGAAAAGGAAGAGGGACGUCACGUGUGUGUAAGAUUGUAGAUUCUCCAUGUUUACCGGAAGCCGAAGCUAUCUUCGCCAUCAAUGCCAACGGUAUAGGAGAUCCCGAGGAAAUGAAAGAGUGA